Malaclemys terrapin pileata is the source of this 4190-nucleotide messenger RNA. It is a transcript of the gene WHRN, whose product is annotated as whirlin. Bases 266 to 3175 code for a protein of 969 amino acids. Gene Ontology annotation, biological process: sensory perception of sound; auditory receptor cell stereocilium organization. Gene Ontology annotation, cellular component: stereocilia ankle link complex; plasma membrane; photoreceptor inner segment. The record is from RefSeq and is a predicted model, not a curated record. Gene Ontology annotation, molecular function: protein binding. The transcript has 13 exons. Lineage: Eukaryota; Metazoa; Chordata; Testudines; Emydidae.
CUUUCCAGCUUCUGGGCUGUGCACGGCCCCAGUCUCGGCUCCGGGGCGUGUGUGUUCGGGGCAGGGGGCUUCCCCCUUCUCUCAUGGCUCCGCUGCCCCGUGGGGUGAGCCCCUGGCCGAGCCGGCGAGCCGCCCCUUCCCCGCGGCGGGGGCUCUGGGCUGACUGAGGGGACCCCCCCCCCAGAGCAGGGCGCUGCCGGAGGAUGCUCUGACCGGGACGCACACGCCGGCCCCAGGCAGCGGGGUCCCCCCGGGCUGCGGGGCGAUGAGCGCCGGGCUGGACCGCCUGUCCGUGACCUCCUCCGGCUCCAGCUCGCCGGGCCCGGCGGCGGCGGGGGCGGGCAGCCGGCUGCUCUCGGCCAACGUGCGGAAGCUGCACCGUGCCCUGACCCUGCUGCUGAGCGAGCCCGAGCGGGAGCAGUUCAUCCACUGCCUGAACGUCUACCACGCCCGCCGCAACGUCUUCGACCUGGUGCAGACCCUCCGGGUGCUGCUGGACAGCCCGGGCAAGCGGCAGCUGCUGCCCAUGCUGCGCCUGGUCAUCCCCCGCUCCGACCAGCUGCUCUUCGACCAGUACACCUCGGAGGGGCUCUGCCUGAAGUCCGGCUUCCUGCCCGGCUGCAGCGCCGGGGGCGCCCCCCUGGCUGCGCCGCCGCCGCCCGCGGCUUCUGGCUGGCCCCCGCCCGCCCCUCUGCCCCUUCCCCGGAGAGCCGGGCCGGACUUCAGCACCGCCGCCGACGGGACAGCUCCCCUGGCGGGCCCCGCCUCGGAGGAGCCGCGCGGGGCGGUGCGGCAGGUGAGCCUGAAGAGGAACAAGACCCACGAAGGAUUGGGCUUCAGCAUCCGCGGGGGCGCGGAGCAUGGGGUGGGCAUCUACGUCUCCCUGGUGGAGCCGGGCUCCCUGGCAGAGAAAGAAGGGCUCCGGGUCGGGGACCAGAUCCUGAGCGUCAAUGACAAGUCGCUGGACAGGGUGACCCACGCCGAAGCUGUCAAGGCUCUGAAAGGCUCCAAGAAGCUGAACCUGUCGGUGCAUUCGGUUGGGCGGAUCCCUGGGGGCUAUGUCACCAAUCACAUUUACACCUGGGUGGAUCCCCAGGGGCGGAGCGCAUCCCCACCCAUGGGCCUGCCCCAGCACCAGAGCAGCUCCCUGCGGAAGGACGGUGAGAAGAGGAGUCACCUUCAGCUUCUGCAAGAGGGGGAUGAGAAAAAGGUGAACCUGGUGCUGAACGAAGGGAAGUCCUUGGGCCUCAUGAUCCGAGGAGGAGCAGAAUAUGCGCUAGGCAUUUACAUCACCGGGGUGGAUAAGGGCUCGGAAGCGGAAAGCACCGGCCUGAAGGUGGGAGAUCAGAUCCUGGAGGUGAACGGCAGAAGCUUCCUCAGCAUCCCCCACGACGAGGCGGUGAAGUUGCUGAAGUCGUCGCGACACCUCAUCAUGACUGUGAAGGACAUCGGAAGGCUGCCCCACGCCCGCACCACGGUGGAUGAGACCCAAUGGAUAGCGAGCUCCCAGAUCGGAGAGACCCCGGUGAACACAGCAGGGGCAGCUGGUGAUCACACAGCAGAGGCAACGGCAAAGCCUGUGUUUUACAGGGGCCUGGCUGGCUCCCAGGUGACGCUGAGCAGCCUGGUGAACCAGACCCGCGUCAUGCUAGAGGAGCAAGCUCGCCACCUUCUGAACGAACAGGAACGGGCGACCAUGGCCUACUACCUGGACGAGUACAAGGAGACCAACAUCUCCGUUGACUCCCUCGUGAUGGCGCUCUUCGAGCUACUCAACACGCACGCCAAGUUCUCGCUGCUAUCUGAGGUGAGGGGCGUGAUAGCCCCCCAGGACCUCGAUCGCUUCAAUAACCUGGUUCUGAAGCGGGAGAUCGAGUCCAUGAAGGCCCGGCAGCCCUCGGUGCCCAGUGCGGACUCCUACUCCAUGACGUCCUACAGCGACACCAGCUCCUCCACUAGCAGCCACUUCACCUCCACCACGGUCAGCUCGGCUCGGGAGCGGCUCUUGUGGCUAAUAGACCUGAUGGAGAACACCGCAGACCUGGAGGGAAGUGGAGAGGGACUCCAGAGCAGUAUUAAUGCCCUGCCGGACAUCUCCCUGGACGAUGUUUCGUCUUUCCCUGAGGAACCGCCUGGCUUUAAGCCCCCACCUCCUUCUCCGGCUCAAACGCUGGACUCCUCCACUGCCCAGCUCCGAAAGACAGCGAAAGACACACCCCAGCGCCCUUCCUCUGAAUCCUCCCACUCAGGCCUCUUCUUCGUGGCCCCUCCCAGCCCCAUCCCGCCUCCCAGCCACCCUGAUAAGGACACAGCCAGCGUGACUUCCACCUCGGCCUCUGCGUCCACUGCGGAUUCUGCCUCGAGCACCGUCUACGCCGCCGUUUCCCCGGCCACUCUCAGCUCCAGGAGGCAGCUGGGUGCCCACCUGUCCUUGGUCAACCAGCACCCGAUAGGCCCCUUCCCCAGAGUUCAGUCUCCAACCAGACUGAAGAGCCCAUCUCCUGAGAGCACCCCAGCCAGUAGCCUCCCAGCACCCGCCUCUCGGUCCCCUCCCCAUCCCUCGUCGCACCCAGAGCCAGACAAAGGCAGCCCACAGUCAGCAAUCAACCAGCACUUUAUCAUGGUGGAGGUGCAUCGGCCCAACAGCGAGCCGGACGUGAACGAAGUGAGAUCCUUGCCCCAAGCCCGAGCCUCCACGCUCUCCCAGCUGUCGGACAGCGGGCAGACCCUCAGCGAGGACAGCGGGGUGGACAUCGGCGAAGUGGAGCUGAGCGGCAGGGACAAGAACCGGCAGCAGAUCCCUGGGAAAAGCCGAAGCGCCAAGGAGGCACCGAGAAGUGAUGGGCCAGCAGAGGCAGCCUCCAAACCGCCUGGUCUUCUGGAGCCCACAUCAUGCCUGAUUCGAGUGGCGAAGAGCGCGCCAACCCUGGGGAUCGCCAUCGAGGGCGGCGCCAACACCCGGCAGCCUCUGCCCCGGAUAGUCACCAUACAGCGAGGAGGAUCUGCCCACAACUGCGGGAAGCUGAAGGUGGGGCACGUGCUCCUGGAGGUGAAUGGCACGACGCUGCGGGGAAAGGAGCACCGGGAAGCCGCGCGUGUCAUCGCCGAGGCCUUUAAAACAAAAGAGAAGGAUCACAUCGAUUUCCUGGUCACCGAGUUCAACGUCGCACUUUAGGGGGCUCGGCAGCCCCCGAGCCAAACGGACAGAAGAGCGAGGGAGCUGGAUCGGACAGGGCUUCGGGCGGAUCGGCAUGCGGGUUAACACGUGCACCCAUACGCCCCAGCACAGAAGCCACCCUCCAUGGCAGAGCUGGCACUGUCCCCUGCCCAGCGUAUGCCCACUCACACACACGCACAAACACAUGUUCCAGGCACAGAACAUGGGCGGCCAGCCCCGGGCUGCCCCAGGCAGGUGCUUCGCGGUGCUCUGCUUCUGGGGCUGACAGCAGCGGUGCCGGUGAUGGGCCCCAGGGCUGAGAAGGACUGCAGGAGAGUGUGGGGGCAAAGGGAGGGAGGGGCGAGGAAGCAACGGAAAGUGUGGGAGAGAGGAGAAUCCUGACUCCGGCUGAUCCCUGCAUCUCCUGCCUGGGCAUUUACUCUGGGCACUGCCCUGCCUCUGUCUCUCUUCAGUGGUUCAGAUUCAUUUCCCAGUUUAAGCCAUAUUCCAGAUGGUCUUUCCCUGCACCUCCUCCUAGAUGUGGGGGUAGGGAAGCCAGCCACAUCCUUGAGAGCUCACCCCCCACCCUGCCCCUUCCCCCACCGCCCCACCAGCAUCUCUCUCCCCUCUGUUAUUCUGCCUUCCUCCGCACAGAGAAUCCCUCCAUGCCUGGGAGAUCGGAUGGGGUCAAGGGGUGCGGGCCAUAGGUGCAGGGUGCCCCGCCGUGCAGUAAUGUUAGUGCAACAUGUGCUGUGCAGGGGACUCCACGGCUGCUAAUGGCAUAGUGAAGUGGGAGUGGGGAGAACGGGGGAGAGAUUUCUUUGGUGAUCACUGGUUUAAUGUCUUCUCUCGGGGGCUUGUCCGCUGGGGGCUGGGUGGCAGGCAUGUGGCACAGGGCCCCAUCAAGGCUCCAGGCCCCGUGUCCCAGCGUGUACAGCCAGGAAUGGAUGCCUUGUAAAUUGCCAGCAGUGUCAGUGUAUUUAUAUCUACAGAGCUUGUGCUUUUAAUUUUUCAAUAAAUCUAACGGGUUCGA